AUGAUGGCGGCCCUGUACCCGAGCACGGACCUCUCGGGCGUCUCCUCCUCCUCCCUGCCUUCCUCCCCAUCCUCCUCGUCGCCCAACGAAGUGAUGGCGCUGAAGGAUGUGCGGGAGGUGAAGGAGGAGAACACCCUGAAUGAGAAGCUUUUCUUGCUGGCGUGCGACAAGGGUGACUAUUAUAUGGUUAAAAAGAUUUUGGAGGAGAACAGUUCAGGUGACUUGAACAUAAAUUGCGUAGAUGUGCUUGGGAGAAAUGCUGUUACCAUAACUAUUGAAAACGAAAGCUUGGAUAUACUACAGCUGCUUUUGGACUACGGUUGUCAGUCCGCAGAUGCACUUUUGGUGGCCAUCGACUCUGAAGUAGUGGGAGCUGUCGAUAUACUACUUAAUCACCGACCAAAACGAUCACCAAGACCAACUAUAGUAAAACUUAUGGAACGAAUUCAGAAUCCUGAGUAUUCAACAACGAUGGAUGUUGCCCCUGUCAUUUUAGCUGCUCAUCGUAACAACUAUGAAAUCCUUACCAUGCUUUUAAAACAGGACGUGUCUUUGCCCAAGCCCCAUGCAGUUGGCUGUGAAUGCACGCUGUGUUCUGCAAAAAACAAAAAGGACAGCCUCAGACAUUCCAGGUUUCGUCUUGAUAUCUAUAGAUGUCUGGCCAGCCCAGCUCUAAUAAUGUUAACAGAGGAGGAUCCAAUCCUGAGAGCAUUUGAACUUAGUGCUGACUUAAAAGAACUCAGCCUUGUGGAGGUGGAAUUCAGGAAUGAUUAUGAAGAGCUAGCCCGUCAGUGCAAAAUGUUUGCUAAAGAUUUGCUUGCACAAGCCCGGAAUUCACGUGAACUGGAAGUUAUCUUAAACCAUACAUCUAGUGAUGAGCCUCUUGACAAACGGGGACUACUAGAAGAAAGAAUGAAUUUAAGUCGUCUAAAACUUGCUAUCAAAUAUAACCAAAAGGAGUUUGUCUCCCAGUCAAAUUGCCAGCAGUUCCUGAACACCGUUUGGUUUGGACAGAUGUCGGGUUACCGCCGUAAGCCCACCUGUAAGAAGAUAAUGACUGUUUUGACAGUUGGCAUCUUCUGGCCAGUUUUGUCUCUAUGUUAUUUAAUAGCUCCCAAAUCUCAAUUUGGCAGAAUCAUUCACACACCUUUUAUGAAAUUUAUUAUUCAUGGAGCAUCAUAUUUCACAUUCUUGCUGUUACUAAAUCUGUACUCACUUGUCUACAAUGAAGACAAGAAAAAUACAAUGGGGCCAGCCCUUGAGAGAAUAGACUACCUUCUCAUACUGUGGAUUAUUGGGAUGAUCUGGUCGGACAUUAAGAGACUCUGGUAUGAAGGGCUGGAAGACUUUUUAGAAGAGUCGCGUAAUCAGCUCAGCUUUGUCAUGAAUUCACUCUACUUGGCAACCUUUGCUCUCAAAGUGGUGGCUCACAACAAGUUUCAUGACUUUGCUGACCGGAAGGACUGGGAUGCAUUCCACCCUACACUUAUAGCAGAAGGCCUUUUUGCAUUUGCAAACGUUUUGAGUUACCUUCGGCUCUUUUUUAUGUAUACAACCAGCUCGAUUUUGGGUCCACUGCAGAUUUCGAUGGGACAGAUGUUACAAGAUUUUGGGAAAUUUCUGGGGAUGUUCCUUCUUGUUCUAUUUUCCUUCACAAUUGGACUGACACAACUCUAUGACAAGGGGUACACUCCCAAAGAGCAGAAGGACUGUGUUGGCAUCUUCUGUGAACAACAAAGCAACGACACCUUUCACUCGUUCAUUGGCACCUGCUUUGCUUUGUUCUGGUACAUUUUCUCCUUAGCACAUGUGGCCAUCUUUGUCACGAGGUUUAGCUAUGGAGAAGAACUGCAGUCUUUCGUUGGAGCUGUGAUUGUUGGAACUUACAACGUCGUGGUUGUGAUUGUGCUCACGAAGCUGCUGGUGGCCAUGCUUCAUAAGAGCUUUCAGUUGAUAGCAAAUCAUGAGGAUAAAGAAUGGAAGUUUGCUCGAGCAAAGCUAUGGCUUAGCUACUUUGAUGACAAAUGUACACUUCCGCCACCUUUCAACAUUAUUCCUUCACCAAAGACUAUCUGCUAUAUGAUCAGUAACCUCAGUAAGUGGGUUUGCUCGCACACAUCCAAAGGCAGGGUCAAGCGGCAAAACAGUUUAAAGGAGUGGAGAAACUUGAAGCAAAAGAGAGAUGAGAACUACCAGAAAGUGAUGUGCUGCCUAGUGCAUCGUUACCUGACAUCUAUGCGACAGAAGAUGCAGAGCACAGACCAGGCCACUGUGGAGAACCUCAAUGAACUGCGCCAAGAUCUGUCAAAAUUCCGAAAUGAAAUAAGGGAUUUGCUUGGCUUUCGGACUUCUAAAUAUGCUAUGUUUUAUCCAAGAAAUUAAUCAUUUUCUAAAUCUUGUAGAAAUAAUUUUCAAUAACAAAUCUGAAAGACUGUAUUUGCAUACCUUACAACUAAACUAAUAAGCUAUAUAUGGACAUAAACAAUUACACAAAAGCCAUUCUUUAAAUAUUUAUAGCAUAAAUAUAUGUCAUGUAAAAUAUGUAUAUAGAGUUAGUUUUUUAAAACCUGUCUGUGGCUUUUUGUAGAAGCAAAACACAGUAAGUAAAUGGUUUUGUUAGCAUGCUAUUGGAUUUUCUUAGUUUGUCAGUGCUUAAAAUUUGUAAUGUCUGAGGGGCAGCUAUCAGUGUACACAUUGCCCACUUCCUUUUAUAAAAUGAAUAUCAGCAAAUGCAGCUACCUUAAGAGACACUUGAAAUGUAGAGUUCACAAUGUUUAAAAUCUCCUGUUUUAGGAGUUCACACAGAAUUCAGUAUUUAUUGUUUAAGAGUAUAGUUUUGUCUAAAAUACCACAUUUUUUCUUUCGCUAUAACCUUAAGCAACAAAGAAAAGUCUCUAAUGAAUAUCUGAAUUUAAGUCGGGUAUGG
This is a messenger RNA of Arvicola amphibius (Eurasian water vole), 2926 nucleotides long. It is a transcript of the gene Trpc1, whose product is annotated as transient receptor potential cation channel subfamily C member 1. The coding region runs from base 1 to 2382 and encodes 793 amino acids. Gene Ontology annotation, biological process: regulation of cytosolic calcium ion concentration; calcium ion transmembrane transport; manganese ion transport. Gene Ontology annotation, molecular function: store-operated calcium channel activity; inositol 1,4,5 trisphosphate binding; protein binding. The transcript is spliced from 13 exons. Gene Ontology annotation, cellular component: cation channel complex; membrane. The record is from RefSeq and is a predicted model, not a curated record. NCBI's taxonomy places the organism in Eukaryota, Metazoa, Chordata, Mammalia, Rodentia, Cricetidae.